Messenger RNA from Paracoccidioides lutzii Pb01, 183 nucleotides. RefSeq lists its product as hypothetical. The record is from RefSeq and is a predicted model, not a curated record. The transcript has a single exon. Bases 1 to 183 code for a protein of 60 amino acids.
AUGGAGACAGACAAGACUGUCAAUCCACAGAGUCGAGGACGGCGGUUGGUGGUUGAAAGCUGGCUAGAUGGUAGAGAGAUGAAGAAGAAGCAGAAGAAGAAGAGGAAGAAGAAGAAGAGGCUGAAGAAGAGGUUAAAGAGGAGGAGAAUGAGGAGGAGGGAGAGGAGGGAGGAGCAGAAGUAG